AUGGCGGCCGCCGAGGCGCUGGCCCUGCACGGGCACCUGCUCACGGCCUACGAGCGCGCGGAGGUGCUGGCCUACCCCCGGGUCUGGUUCGUGGGCGCGCCGGGCGUGGCCAAGGUCACGGCCAACCACGCGCCGGGCCUGGACCCCGACCCCGUGUUCGUGGACGAGCGCGGGGACUACGUGGCGGUGGCGGGGGACCACGUGGCCUACCGCUACGAGGUCCAGCGCGUCCUGGGCCAGGGCUCCUUUGGCCAGGUGCUGUGCUGCGCGGACCACGCCGCGGGCGGGCGCCCCGUCGCCCUCAAGGUCAUGCGCGGGCGCAAGCGGUUCCAGAAGCAGGCGCUGGUGGAGACGCGCAUCCUGAGCCUGCUCCAGGGGCUGCAGGGCGGCUGCCCCGGGAUCGUGGCGGCGCUGGGCUGCUUCUCCUUCAGGGGACACCUGUGCAUCGCUUUUGAGCUGCUGUCCAUCAACCUGUACGAGCUGCUGCAGGAGCGCCGAAUGCUGGGUUGUGGGUCGCUGCUGGUGCGCAGGGUGGCUGUCCAGGUGCUGACAUCGCUGGAGGCCCUGUCGCGCUUCUACCGCGCGCCGGAGGUCAUCCUGGGCGAGCCCUACGGACACGCCAUCGACAUGUGGAGCCUGGGCUGCGUGCUGGCAGAGCUCAGGACGGGCGCCCCCUUGUUCCCAGGGGAGGAUGAGAAGGAGCAGCUGGCAUGUAUCAUGGAGGUGCUGGGCAAACCGCCCAGCGACAUUGCCCUGUACUCUGCACGGGCGCCCAUAUUCUUCGACCCCGAGAGCGGCGAGCCGCGGAGCACCACGCUGCUGGGGAAGGACAUGCUGCACCGCCCCGGCAGCGUCACGCUGACGCGCGCGCUGGGCGGCGUCGUGGGCCGGGACGCGAGUUUCGUGCGCUUCGUCGCGGCCUGCCUGCGCUGGCGCCCGGAGGAGCGGCUGACCCCCGCCGAGGCGCUGCGGCACGAGUGGAUCGCGGGCUGA
Auxenochlorella protothecoides is the source of this 993-nucleotide messenger RNA. Its product is annotated as Dual specificity tyrosine-phosphorylation-regulated kinase 4. Lineage: Eukaryota; Viridiplantae; Chlorophyta; Trebouxiophyceae; Chlorellales; Chlorellaceae. Gene Ontology annotation, molecular function: protein serine/threonine kinase activity; protein serine/threonine/tyrosine kinase activity; ATP binding. The record is from RefSeq and is a predicted model, not a curated record. Bases 1 to 993 code for a protein of 330 amino acids. Gene Ontology annotation, biological process: peptidyl-serine phosphorylation; peptidyl-threonine phosphorylation. The transcript is spliced from 7 exons.